GUUGCUCUGGUUGUGGUCCAUGUGCCAUGAGUGCGGCCAUAAAAAGACACACACAAAAAAAAGUCUGGCCCGAAAUUGGCUGGGAUUCCUCCGAUGUAAGCAGCUGACUUACACCGCAAGGACUCACAGCAGUGAUGGAGAGGACGGUAGGAGAGCAGCUGGUGAAUGAAGCCCCAGGAAGGCAGGGACAGGCAGUUCAGAGGACUGGAAGCGGGGGCUCCUGGCAGGCUUGGAGUCUCCCUGCUGGGUGCGCCAGCCCAGCACCCCCUUGGUCCAGGAAUCCAAGCCUAGGAGCAGGGGUGGCUGGUCAGCCACACCCACCCCAGUGAGGGAGGGGAGGAGUCCCAGUGUGAACUUGGGGUGCUGUUAGUGGAUGAAGGGGGGGUGCACCACCAGGCCGCAGUUUCACAUGCUCAGCGAGAAGACCAGGAGUGGGGCUCGCCCAGGACAGGGGACGUGGAGAAGGUGUUCCUUCAAGGGUUAAGAUCUCCAUGCACGCAAUCACUGAGCCCCUCAUGCCCCUGGGUACAGAGUCAGAGGGCAUGUGGGGAGCCCAAGCGGCCUGUGGGGGGGUCAAUCCCAAUUUUGUCUGGUGGUGCGCUCCCUUGUUCUUCCGAGAGUUUUGCCUUGGCAUGAGCCCGGUGAUUUGGGGAGACAGCGGGUUCUGUCCAGUGGGAAUCCAUUUCCAUCGGCCGUGCAUCUGCCGGGCGUGUGACCGCAAGAACAAGACAGGCUGGGGCCGACAGGUGGCCGUAGCAGUCAGCGGAGAGUCACGUGGUGCCUGCUCUGGGCUGGGAGCAUUUGUGGACGGGACAGCAGCCUCGAGCAGCUUGAUUUUGGGGGAGGCAGAGUAUGAGCACAGAAACAAACGAACGGGGGCACGUAGGGCAAGCGUUAAACAAGGCCACGCGGAAGAAAGCGUGGGUGGGUAGGGCCCAUCGGCCGCGAUGGUCAGGGAAGGCCGCCAAGGAGGCCGCGUGAUGGGAACCAGCCGCCGAGCGAAGCCCUGAGGCAGUGAGCCGGCCGGUCCCGAACCGCCACACGCCAAAGAAGAUGAGUCAAGGACCGACACUUUUCUCUUGUGGAAUUAUGGAAAAUGACAGAUGGCGAGACCUGGACAGGAAGUGCCCUCUUCAGAUCGACCAGCCGAGCGCCGGCAUCUGGGAGUGCCUGCCCGAGAAGUGUCAGGACAGCGCCCUGUGGCAUCGGGAGGCGGCCACCGCCUGCGCGGUCACCAACCUGAUCAAAGACCUCAGCCUCAGUGACCACAACGGGAACCCCUCAGCACCCCCCAGCAAGCGCCAGUGCCGGUCCCUGUCCUUCUCCGACGAGAUGUCCAGCUGCCGAACGUCGUGGAGGCCCUUGGGGUCCAAGGUCUGGACUCCGGUGGAAAAGCGGCGCUGCUACAGCGGGGGCAGCGUCCAGCGCUACGCCAACGGCCUGAGCCCCAUGCAGAGGAGCUCCAGCUUCAGCCUCCCGUCCCGGGCCAGCGUGCUCUCCUCGCCCUGCGACCAGGCGGGAUUGCACCACCGACUUGGCAUCCAGCCCUGCCAAGGGGCGCCGGGCUCGGCCGCCGGUGGACAGGUGGGCGACCUCUGGGGCCCCGCCCCGAGCCCCGUGGCUGGGGGCCGGCUCGACAUGCAGCGGUCCCUCUCCUGCUCGCACGAGCAGUUCUCCUUUGCGGAGUACGGUCCGCCCUCGGCCAACAGCACGCCCGCCUCGACGCCAGAGCUGGCCAGACGCUCCAGCGGCCUGUCCCGAAGCCGCUCGCAGCCUUGUGUCCUUAAUGACAAGAAGGUCGGUGUGAAGCGGCGGCGCCCUGAGGAGGUGCAGGAGCAGAGGCCCUCGCUGGACCUGGCCAAGAUGGCACAGAACUGUCAGACCUUCAGCAGCCUCAGCAGCCUGAGCGCGGGGAUGGAGGACUGCGGCCCCCACAGCCCCUUCACCCUCCACGUCAGCAGCACCAGGUCCUGGACCGCCCUGCUCUCAGCCUCGGCCUCCGGCCUGGGGGGUAGGACCCCCGCCGGGACCCCAGUCCCCGAGCCCCUGCCCCCAUCCCUGGAUGACCAGCUCACCUGCCGGGAGGAGUUGUGCUGUGAGGAGUCGGGCGGCUGCACCCUGGACGAGGGCUGCCCCAGGCGGGGGGAGCCGGCCACAGCCUGGCGGGACCGCAGGGCCACCCGGAAUAGCCCCUGCUCCCUGGACGGCGAGCUGGACAUUGAACAGAUAGAGAACAACUGAGGGGCCGCCGAGGGCCCUGGUCGGGGGCAGGGGGGCAUCAGAAUCGACGGGCCUCCCUCUCUACUCCUGGGUCCGAUCAAAGCCUCCUGGAAGGUGUCGGGGCCCAGGGAGCCAGCCCACCGCCUCCCCGAGCCGCUGUCCACCCUGCCGGCACAGCAGCCGCGGCCCACGGAACUGCUGUAGCCGCUAGAAGCUUCUCGGUUGCGGUCCCUCCCCUGUUUGUCUUGUGGGACAUCAGGACAGGCGCUGGGCCAUCCCCGCUGGGCCGUCGCGGGCGUUUGCGGCGGGGCUGGCCUGCUCUGCAUGCCGCCUCCCAGCCGGGCUCCCGCCUGGGCUCAGGUCCAUCUGCUGCGGUCCAGGCCCCUCUUGGCCUCCUGCUCAGGUUCAGGGCUGGGGAGCCAGCGCCCCGGCUUCUUCUCCCUCAGUUGUACUCUGUGCCUUCUUGCCCGGGGCUCAGGCUUCCAAGGGUCGGGCGAGGCUUCCUUCUGUAGUAACACCAGAACCAUUUGGCCUUAAUUCCAAGUGUGGGAGACAGAGGCCCGGGGUGCUGGCGUCGCCUUCAUGUCUGGACUCUUGGGGUCCAGGGAGCAACUUGGGGACCUUGGUUGGGCAGACGCUUGGUGGAUCUGUUGGCUGAAAGGACAGACCCACCGGCCCCUCCUAUGGGGUGGAGAGCCUGGCCCUGGGGCGCUGUGCCCCGCGUUGGGCGGGUGGGUGGCCUGCAACCAUGCUCCGUGCCGACCCUGGCACUGAGCGACGAGCUUAGAGGAUUCAGGUGAGUGGAGAGAAGUCCCCACCAAAGGGCGGCCUCUUGAAAACAUCCUCAGGAAGGAAGAGCUCACUGCAGGGGAACAGAGCCAGGCCCUGCCAUGUUUCGGGGACGAAGGUGUCUGCUGGCCUCCCGGGGACCAUGCUGUGUUCCAAGCACAUUGUCCUUGAUGGGUUGGGGACUGGUCAGUGGGAGCAGCAGAGGGUGUAAGUGCCGCCUCCUCACUGUGGCCCCGCCACAGGCCACUGCGUGACGCAGGCUCACGCCCACCCCCUCCCAGGCCCUUUGCACCCCAGCAGCCCCCUCCCCCGGGACAAGCAGCCCCGGCCCCCUGUGGUUUUGCCCCCAGCCGGCUCCUCUCCAGCCCGGCUUGCAGGCACACCACACGGCUCUCUGCUCUCUUGGAAUCUGGCUUUUGGCAACCUGGCAUCUUCCGCAGGCAGUAGCAUCGGGUGGGCUUACGAGCAAGUGGCUCCUUUGCCCAUGAGGCUAAAAAUAACCGUGAGUCCCCUCAAGUUCGUGGGCCACGUGACAAAGGCGCUCUCAGCGUCACUUUGCUCCAGCUCAUCUUCGGCUGAUGGCGAGCGCCCGGCUGCUGCAGGUUGGAUGCAGAUGGUUCUCACUCUCCUUCUACUAAAGAGAGGCCAUAUUUGGGAAACUUAAACCUUCGCUUUUUUUACAUCAAAAAUGUGGUGGCUCAAGUUCUGGUUUAUAGUUGGCUUUUCUUAAAGAUCAGCCAUAAGAUGCUUGCAGAAAAUCCCAACUCCCUGGCCCCCUAGACUGUGUGGAAAGCCUAAUGAGUGUGCAGCGCUGGGCAGGUCCCGCCAAGGCGCGUCCCCUGGGGACCCCGGAGAGCCAAGCCGGGGGCCUUGGCUCUGGGCAGAGGAAGACGCCUGGCUCGACCCCCACCUGGUGGGUUGUGCAGACCGUGUCUUCUCAGAGCUGGUCCAGGGGAGGCUGGGUGGCUGUUGGGUGGCAUCUGGCAGUGUGUGAAUUCAGAGUACAUGCUGGUGCCUCAGCCUCAGACAGCGUGGGGUGGGAGGUACUGACCCCUGGCCCGCCCGGGAGUGGCCACAGAGGCCUCAUGCCCUGGACGGCAGUCCUUCCUGGGGCGGGAGAAGCAGAGUCUUGUUUCCCUUCCCUGCAGGGAGGGGUGGGGGCCGAGCCAGGAUGGGCAGGACACGAGGCACGUGGUGGUGGGUGGUGCAGGGACACCCUCGGACCCUGCCGGCCGACUCCCCUGCUUCUCAGAUCCAGUGGCAGGGAAGGACAAGCAGUAGUCCCAGCCUCCCCACCGCCACCCCUGGCUGGUCCUAUUGGCCAGAAGCCCAGUCAUGGGGCACUUUUGGGCAGAAGGGAUCCUGGCCCAAGGCAAGGCUUGGCCCUCUCCAGCCUCUUCCAGCCUCCUUGGCUGCUCCCACCCUCGUGGAAGCUCCUUGCCCAAGCCCUCAACAGCAGCAGGGAGGGGAGAGAAUGGCCAGGGGCCCUUCUCGGAGAAAGAGAUGGCCCUCGGGUGGCUUUGUGUCUGUCUUUUUUUUUCUUUUCUUUUUGUCUUUUUCAGGCGGCACCUGCAGCAUAUGGAGGUUCUCAGGCUAUGGGUCAAAUCAGAACUGCAGCUGCCGACCUACACCACAGCCACAGCAACGCCACAUCCGAGCCGCAUGUGCGACCUAUGCCACCGCUCACAGCAACGCUGGAUCCUUAACCCACCGAGCAAGGCCAGGGAUUGAACCCACAUCCUCGUGGAUGUUAGUCGGGUUAUCUUAACCCCCUGAACCACAGCGGGAACUCCUUCAUGUCUGUCUUGAUUGAAGGGAGCAGACCUUGUCCAGAAGGGGCCACCACACCCCCCUGCCAGAGAGGUCCGUCUGUGCCUGCUCCCCUGGUCCCAGGACUUCUGGUCUGGGAGGGCUGUCCCUGAGCCACUUCUGCUGGGGCCCUGCCUCUUGCCGCCGCCAAUGCCCAUGAACUCCUGCCUCUGAGGAGAGACUGAGGAGGCUCAGAGCUGGAGGGAGGGCCGUGCCAGGCUGGCCACCUGCCCAUGGGGCCUCGAAGGAUAAGAGCAGGGUCGUGGCUCCAGGAGAGCUGGAUGGGGAGGGGGCUCACUGCAGCGGGCGCACCUGCUAAAGCCACUGGAGAACAGGGGCUGCUGCCCUGGGGGCCGGGCUGGAGGUCAGGGCCGCAGCCUCACCGUUUACAUGACCGCAGACCCUCUUGCCUUACUCGCGGUGGAGGCCGGGCCCGGGCCACAGGAGAGCUUGUUCUGAUCAUACAUACGGAUUUUCAUUCUCAGAAAGCCUUACUCUUCAACAAAAUUUUUGUAGCAGGAAAGUUUUGUGCAUUUGUACACUGAAAGAAAAUUUAAAUAAGGGAGAAGUCCACAUUAGAAAGGAAACAAACCCAGCGUCCAAAGGGGUCCCCAGGACGGGGGUGGCGCGCGUAUCCCACUCUGCCCUGGACGCCCCGCCACGGGCUCAGGCCGCCUGCACUCCUCGCGGCCAGAGUCCCCUAACGAUGACCGCUUCGGGCUCCGCGGCCUGGGGCGCGAGCAGACCCCCCGCCAGGGCAGUGUCUCUGUCCGGGCACGGGUGCCAUCUCUUGCCACAGCCACGCAGAUGGUCAAACCCCUCCCACUGGCGCCACAGAAAACCAUGCCUCUUUCAAAGAGGGAAGGAGAGAAAAAGAUGAAAAAAGAAAGUCCCAGACCGCCGUGGAGAUCGUGUAGCCUAGGUAGGAUAGUCUGACCUUCUAGCAUAGUCUUUGGCAAAUAAAUUGUGUUUCAGCGAGGGGGGCAAGGUCCUGGGGGCGCGGGGCCGGCGUGUCGGGGGGAGGGGGGCUCCUCUGGGGCCUGUGUGCUUCCCCAGCUGCACCCCGUGGGCUCCGUGGCACUUCAAGGAGGGUGGCGGCCGGGCCGUGCAGUGUCGGGCCAGGCCCCCCUCCCUGCCGGCCGGCGACACGCCGGGUCGCCCCCCACCCCCGCCCCCCGCAGCCUGUCCUCCACACGGGCCACGACUGUCUUGCACUAGAGCCGCUCUAGUCUCAGGAAUUUGCUUGUUACUUUUACUGUGUAAAUAAAGCUUCCUGGUUCCGUACCCA
Messenger RNA from Sus scrofa (pig), 6106 nucleotides. It is a transcript of the gene FAM53B, whose product is annotated as family with sequence similarity 53 member B. Gene Ontology annotation, biological process: positive regulation of canonical Wnt signaling pathway; protein import into nucleus. Gene Ontology annotation, cellular component: nucleus. The record is from RefSeq and is a predicted model, not a curated record. Lineage: Eukaryota; Metazoa; Chordata; Mammalia; Artiodactyla; Suidae.